ACCCGUAGACAACACAAAGAUCUAUAAAUAUAACAAAUAAAGGCGUAUGCAGACCAAUAGAAAAUAACGGACUUAUAUACGCCUUGUCCAGAUAUGUGGAACAGUAGAAACGUUUACAUAUAUAAGGGACCGGAUCCUCCAAGAAUAUGUACAAUCUAUCUAGAAAUCUGAUGGGCCUAAACGUUCGGGACCAGUCCCUCACAACUCUUCAAGAUAGGGACCUUGAAAUGACUGACUACGAAAAAGGAGACGAGGAACAGCACAUACCUCCCGAAUAUAAAGCGCAGAGAAUAUGUACGUUUUUGUCCUGGGCAUUCGGAGCCCUGGUCCUCGCCUUGUCUGCUAUCAUCAUCUCCAGGAUUUCCACCGGUAGUUUAAGACCGGCCGCGAUAUAUAAUCUAGCACUGGGCGCACUUCAAAUAACUUGCAUCCUUGGUUUCGAUAUACGGCUUCCUAGACCAAGAUCGUUGAGCGACCCUCGGCCAUCUAUAGGGUCGUUGAUCCUCAUCGGGUUCAAAACGCUUGCCUGGGGUGCCGCGUUUGCGCUCAUGUUUGUUUAUUGCAAUGACUACGAUCAUGAUUCCGAUCCGACCUCAAAGCGCACGAAGCGCCGUUAUUACCGAAGCCAUGGCCCUGUCUCAACAAGAGCCAUUGCGAUUGCCUGCGGCUGUUUCGGAGUAUUGACUUUUAUGAUUAUGCUUGUGCUUUGGACUCCUGUCCUGUGGGCUUUUGUACAUCGAUAUACAACAAAGACGGAGGCUAAGAAGAUGUAUUCCACAUUGAUUGCGCGGAAAUACAACAAGGUGCAUGGAAACGAGAAUAGGGAAUAGGGAAAUGUAGAUAUCUUCAUUAGCUGAUCUUUCUCCAUCUUUAUCGAUACCCAUGGGUUGAUGCAGACCGGAUUCGUUGUCUCCAAGCUCCG
Molecule: messenger RNA, 922 nt
Organism: Aspergillus ochraceoroseus IBT 24754
Lineage: Eukaryota; Fungi; Ascomycota; Eurotiomycetes; Eurotiales; Aspergillaceae
Exons: 3
Coding region: 147-830 (227 amino acids)
Source: RefSeq, a predicted model, not a curated record